GCCGCUCUGGCAUCGCUGAAGGACUCGGUGGGAGACAGAAAAAUUUGGUGAACUCAACUAAUAAAAAAUAAAAAAAAAUUAGCAAACACGGGGCUAAAUUAGAUCAAAAAAUAAAUACACACAUAGUAUAGUGACUGUACCUCUGGUUAAAACUGCAGACAUUUCCUUGAGGACUUAAAGGAUCCCAGUGAUUCAGAUCAACAACAUCAUUAGGUAACCCAUCCCCUCCCCACUCUCUGUGUGAAGAAGAGUCUCCUUCAACAACAUGACUAGUGCUGUGUUGCAGCUGAGUGUCUGCCCUGCCCUACUCUUCCCUUCUCUUGCCUGGUGAGGACCUGCUUUGAUGGAGAGCUGUGUGGGCCUGGCUCUGAAGAAGCCCAGUCUGGACGCAGAACCAGAUCCAGACACCAGAACCCACUUCAGAGUGUGUCGGUUCAUCAUGGAGACAGGAGUGAAGCUGGGGAUGAGUUCUGAACCACUGGCCACAGCCUGCACAGUGUAUCACCGUUUCUUCCAAAGCUGCAGCCCACAUGUGUUUGAGCCUUACCUAGUGGCCAUGGCUGCAAUCUACCUGGCCGGGAAAGUGGAGGAGCAGCACCUUAGGACCAGAGACAUCAUCAAUGUGUGCCACAGGUACCUGAAUCCUGGUUCCGAUCCCCUGGAAUUGGACUCGCGGUUCUGGGACCUGCGGGACAGUAUUGUACAGUGUGAGCUGCUGGUGCUACGGGUGCUCAACUUCCAGGUGUCUUUCCAACACCCGCACAAGUACCUGCUUCACUACCUGCUCUCUCUGAAGGCUCUGAUGAACCGUCAUGCCUGGGACCGCACCCCCAUCGCCGUGACGACCUGGGCGCUACUGAGAGACAGUUACCAUGGCAGCCUGUGCCACCCACCCCAGCAUGUCGCAGUGGCAAUUCUCUACUUGGCACUGGAGGCACUUGGGGUGGAGGUGCCUGUAGAGGGGGAGAAGGAGUGGUGGCAGGUGUUGAGUGAUGACAUCACCAAGCCAGCUAUCGAUGACAUCAUUUUUGAGCUUAUUCAGAUCUACAACAUGGAUGCCAAGUGCACCUGAGAGAGAGAGAGAGAGAGCGAGAGACUGGGUUUAUUGGGAAGCUACUGAAACCAAACUGGGAAUACUAGUAAACGUUCCAGUGUGUAAAAUGAUGGAAGACAGCCAUCGCUGCAGAAACGGAAGGGGAGGGGUGCAAUGAAGGACAAUCCCAGUCAUUCUUCAUUCAUUUGAUAGGAGAAAAGAGAACAUACAGGGUGCCUCGUCUUUGCAAAAAAAGAAAAUUGAAGAGGACCCCAGUUUUGAUGUCAGCCCCUCUAUUGUCCAACGUCAAACAAACUUGCAUUUACGUCAGAAACACCUCCUCGUGUUCAGUUUGAUUCUUAUUUUAGAAAUCGUGAAUUUAUCAGUUUUUAUUGCAGAAAAAUCUAAAACCGGUGGAAAUUGUUUUCUGAGGGUUUGGUUAAAGCCCAGGGAUAACAAAAAGUUCAAAGAAAAGUUUUCUUUUUAUAAAGUUUCAUUCUCUUUGUGUUGAGUUGAAACUGUGUAUUUUUAUGGUUCCAUUAAAAAAAACUAAAUUAUUAGUAACAGAAAAAUCUACAUAAUGUAAAAUAUUCCAUACCAGAAUAGGUACUGUAAAGCCAUAGAUAUUAGUUUUUCACAUAUGGAAUAAAACUGCAAACAUUUUUGGCACGUAUCAAAUUGCAACAGGUCGCCAACUAUCCUAGAGCAAAAUAAGUUUUAUGGAUGUGAUUCGCCAAAUAUUUUGGUUGCAAAUAUUUAUGGCUUUACAGUAUUUUCAUAUGCAAAAUGUGGGUGAAACUUGUAAUACAAAAAAACUAAUACUGUAUUUCAAAUAAAAUCUUUAAAAACUGAAAGUACAGGUCCU
Messenger RNA from Polyodon spathula (Mississippi paddlefish), 1898 nucleotides. RefSeq names its product cyclin Q (gene ccnq). NCBI's taxonomy places the organism in Eukaryota, Metazoa, Chordata, Actinopteri, Acipenseriformes, Polyodontidae. Gene Ontology annotation, molecular function: cyclin-dependent protein serine/threonine kinase regulator activity. Gene Ontology annotation, cellular component: nucleus. The transcript has 7 exons. Bases 344 to 1072 code for a protein of 242 amino acids. The record is from RefSeq and is a predicted model, not a curated record. Gene Ontology annotation, biological process: regulation of transcription by RNA polymerase II.